Molecule: messenger RNA, 10642 nt
Organism: Vicugna pacos (alpaca)
Lineage: Eukaryota; Metazoa; Chordata; Mammalia; Artiodactyla; Camelidae
Source: RefSeq, a predicted model, not a curated record
CGGCGAGAAGCCCCCCGUCCCAGGGCAAGCCGGAUCCCAGCUCAGGUGCGGACUUCCUCGGUGCCGUACCUGCCGGAGCCGCGCAUGUGGGCGGCCGGCAGCGGGCGUCCCCGCUCAUGGCAGCCCAGAAAUGAAAGCCGCGGCCGCCGCCUCCUCUAAGGGCUCGGAGAGCAGCACCCAGCGAAUGAGACGCAAGUCCUGGACCCGGAGGAGGAGGAGCGGCCGAGCAUCUCUCUCUCGCUCCUCCGCGUCCUUUAAAUGAGGACUCCCUGCCGGCGCCGGAGGUAGAUCUGCAGAGCCUUCCUCUCGGCCGCUGACCCCGCUUACAUCACUAACCUGUGACAGGCACAUCUCCACGCCCGGUACCUGCUCCUCAGCGGCUCCCAGUCCGGUCCGAGGAGCCUCUUUGUAUGCCGCCGACAUGGCCAGCCAGCAGGAUUCCGGCUUCUUUGAGAUCAGUAUCAAAUAUUUACUGAAAUCCUGGAGUAACACUUCUCCUGUUGGCAACGGUUACAUCAAGCCUCCAGUCCCACCUGUCUCUGGCACACAGAAGGAGAAAGGGCCACCCGCCAUGUUACCCAUCAGUGUGGACCCAGACAGCAAACCAGGAGAAUAUGUCCUCAAGAGUUUGUUUGUCAACUUCACCACUCAGGCUGAGCGCAAGAUUCGCAUCAUCAUGGCAGAGCCUCUGGAAAAGCCAUUGACAAAAUCUCUGCAACGUGGUGAAGACCCUCAGUUUGAUCAAGUCAUCAGCUCAAUGAGCUCCCUUUCUGAGUACUGCCUGCCUUCUAUUCUGCGGACAUUGUUUGACUGGUACAAAAGGCAAAAUGGCAUUGAGGAUGAAUCACAUGAAUACAGACCAAGAACAAGCAAUAAAUCCAAAAGUGAUGAACAGCAGCGGGAUUAUUUAAUGGAAAGACGGGACCUCGCCAUUGACUUUAUUUUUUCUUUAGUGUUAAUAGAAGUUUUGAAACAGAUUCCACUUCAUCCUGUAAUAGACAGCUUAAUACAUGAUGUUAUUAACUUGGCUUUCAAGCACUUUAAAUACAAAGAAGGGUACCUUGGUCCUAACACUGGCAAUAUGCACAUUGUGGCCGACCUGUAUGCUGAAGUCAUUGGAGUGCUGGCACAAGCUAAAUUCCCUGCUGUGAAGAAGAAAUUUAUGGCAGAGCUAAAAGAAUUACGGCACAAAGAGCAGAGCCCCUAUGUGGUUCAGAGCAUCAUCAGCUUGAUAAUGGGGAUGAAAUUCUUUCGAAUUAAGAUGUAUCCAGUGGAAGACUUUGAAGCCUCUCUUCAGUUUAUGCAGGAAUGUGCACAUUACUUCCUCGAGGUCAAAGACAAAGACAUCAAGCAUGCCUUGGCUGGGCUUUUUGUUGAAAUUCUUGUCCCAGUUGCUGCUGCGGUCAAAAAUGAAGUAAACGUUCCCUGCCUCAGAAACUUUGUCGAAAGCCUGUAUGAUACCACGCUGGAACUUUCUUCUCGAAAGAAGCAUUCCCUGGCCUUGUACCCCCUGGUGACCUGUCUGCUCUGUGUCAGCCAGAAGCAGCUGUUUCUGAACAGGUGGCACGUUUUCCUCAACAACUGCUUAUCCAAUCUCAAAAAUAAAGACCCCAAGAUGGCUCGAGUUGCACUGGAAUCUCUGUACAGAUUACUUUGGGUUUACAUGAUUCGCAUUAAAUGUGAAAGCAACACGGCUACUCAGAGCCGUCUUAUAACCAUCAUCACAACACUUUUCCCCAAAGGGUCCCGUGGUGUGGUGCCAAGGGAUAUGCCUCUGAACAUCUUUGUGAAAAUCAUCCAGUUCAUUGCCCAGGAGCGUCUAGAUUUUGCAAUGAAAGAAAUCAUUUUUGAUUUUCUCUGUGUGGGAAAACCAGCAAAAGCUUUCAGUCUCAAUCCAGAGAGAAUGAACAUUGGUUUACGGGCGUUCUUGGUGAUAGCUGAUAGCUUGCAGCAGAAAGAUGGUGAACCUCCCAUGCCCGUUACAGGAGCGGUUCUCCCUUCAGGAAACACACUGAGAGUGAAGAAAACAUAUCUGAGUAAAACAUUAACUGAAGAGGAAGCCAAAAUGAUAGGCAUGUCGUUAUAUUACUCUCAAGUACGGAAAGCUGUGGACAACAUUUUAAGGCACCUUGAUAAAGAAGUAGGAAGGUGUAUGAUGCUAACUAACGUCCAGAUGUUAAACAAAGAACCUGAAGACAUGAUCACGGGUGAGAGAAAGCCAAAAAUAGAUCUCUUCAGGACCUGUGUGGCUGCUAUUCCUCGACUGCUUCCUGAUGGGAUGUCAAAACUUGAACUGAUUGACUUGCUGGCUAGGCUCUCCAUUCACAUGGAUGAUGAACUGCGACAUAUUGCACAAAAUUCUCUUCAGGGCUUACUUGUUGACUUCUCAGACUGGAGGGAAGAUGUCCUUUUUGGCUUUACCAACUUCCUGCUCCGGGAAGUAAAUGACAUGCAUCACACACUCCUCGAUUCAUCCCUCAAGUUACUGCUCCAGCUGCUCACCCAGUGGAAACUGGUCAUACAAACUCAAGGAAAAGUCUAUGAACAGGCCAACAAAAUCAGAAAUUCAGAGCUAAUUGCAAAUGGCUCUGGCCACCGAAUCCAGUCGGAGCGGGGUCCCCACUGCAGCGUGCUCCAUGCCGUGGAAGGGUUUGCUCUGGUUUUACUCUGCAGUUUCCAGGUGGCCACACGCAAACUGUCUGUUCUAAUACUCAAGGAAAUUCGAGCUUUAUUUGUUGCCCUGGGUCAGCCUGAGGACGAUGACAGGCCUAUGAUUGAUGUCAUGGAUCAGCUAAGUUCUUCCAUCCUCGAAAGUUUUAUUCAUGUAGCAGUUUCGGAUUCAGCAACCUUACCACUGACUCACAGCGUGGACCUGCAGUGGCUGGUGGAGUGGAACGCAGUUCUGGUCAAUAGCCAUUAUGAUGUGAAGAGCCCUUCCCACGUCUGGAUUUUCGCCCAGUCUGUCAAAGACCCCUGGGUCCUCUGCCUCUUCAGCUUCCUCCGGCAGGAGAACUUGCCCAAGCACUGCCCCACCGCCCUCAGCUACGCCUGGCCAUACGCCUUCACUCGGCUGCAGUCGGUGAUGCCCCUGGUGGACCCAAAUAGCCCAAUUAAUGCCAAGAAAACCAGCACUGCCGGCAGCGGAGACAACUAUGUUACCUUGUGGAGAAAUUACCUUAUUCUUUGUUUUGGAGUUGCAAAGCCCAGUAUUAUGAGCCCGGGACACUUAAGAGCUUCCACUCCAGAAAUAAUGGCGACCACGCCCGAUGGUACAGUGAGCUACGAUAACAAGGCCAUAGGCACCCCAUCGGUGGGAGUUCUGUUAAAGCAGCUGGUGCCUUUGAUGAGACUGGAGGGCAUUGAGAUCACAGAGUCCCUAGUUUUAGGAUUUGGAAGAACAAAUUCCCUUGUUUUCAGAGAAUUGGUGGAAGAACUUCACCCAUUAAUGAAGGAGGCUCUGGAACGAAGACCAGAGAACAAAAAACGCCGAGAACGGCGGGACUUGUUAAGGCUACAGCUACUUCGAAUUUUUGAACUUCUGGCUGAUGCUGGUGUGAUAAGUGACAGCACAAAUGGAGCCUUAGAGCGGGAUACUUUGGCCCUUGGAGCUUUGUUCUUAGAAUAUGUGGACCUGACCCGCAUGCUCCUAGAAGCUGAAAAUGAUAAAGAAGUUGAAAUUCUGAAGGAUAUCCGGGCACAUUUUAGUGCCAUGGUUGCCAACUUGAUUCAGCGCGUUCCAGUUCACCAUCGAAGAUUUCUCUUCCCCCAGCAAAGCCUGAGGCACCAUCUUUUCAUCUUAUUUAGCCAAUGGGCAGGGCCCUUCAGCAUUAUGUUCACGCCUCUGGACCGUUACAGUGAUAGAAAUCAUCAGAUUACAAGAUACCAGUAUUGUGCAUUAAAGGCUAUGUCAGCAGUGUUGUGCUGUGGCCCAGUGUUUGACAACGUGGGCCUUUCCCCAGAUGGUUACCUGUAUAAGUGGCUUGACAAUAUUCUGGCUUGUCAAGACUUAAGAGUUCAUCAGCUUGGCUGCGAAGUUGUCGUCUUGCUAUUGGAAUUAAAUCCUGACCAGAUAAAUCUUUUCAACUGGGCAAUUGACCGAUGCUAUACUGGUUCCUACCAACUCGCAUCUGGCUGCUUCAAAGCCAUAGCUACUGUGUGUGGAAGCAGGAACUACCCCUUCGACAUAGUGACAUUGCUGAACCUUGUCCUAUUCAAGGCCUCUGACACCAACAGAGAGAUUUAUGAAAUCUCCAUGCAGCUCAUGCAGAUCCUUGAAGCAAAGCUUUUUGUAUACUCGAAGAAAGUGGCUGAACAGAGACCGGGCAGUAUUCUCUAUGGAACGCACGGCCCGCUGCCUCCCCUCUACAGCGUGUCCCUAGCGCUCUUGUCGUGCGAGCUGGCCAGGAUGUACCCCGAGCUCACUCUCCCACUCUUCUCAGAGGUGAGCCAGCGCUUCCCCACGACGCACCCGAAUGGGCGUCAGAUCAUGCUCACCUACCUGCUGCCCUGGCUGCACAACAUCGAGCUGGUGGACAGCAGGCUCCUCCUCCCGGGGUCGAGCCCCAGCAGCCCCGAGGACGACGUCAAGGACCGGGAAGGAGACGGCACGGCUUCCCAUGGGCUGAAAGGCAGCGGCUGGGGCUCCCCGGAAGCGACGUCGCUGGUGCUGAAUAACCUCAUGUACAUGACGGCCAAGUAUGGAGAUGAGGUUCCAGGACCGGAAAUGGAAAAUGCCUGGAAUGCGUUAGCCAACAACGAAAAAUGGAGCAACAACCUGCGGGUCACCCUGCAGUUCCUGAUCAGCCUGUGCGGGGUUAGCAGUGACACACUUCUCCUGCCCUACAUUAAAAAGGUGGCCAUCUACUUGUGCCGUAAUAACACCAUUCAGACCAUGGAAGAGCUUCUGUUUGAGUUACAGCAGACGGAGCCGGUGAACCCCAUCGUCCAGCACUGUGACAACCCGCCUUUCUACCGGUUCGCUGCCAGCAGCAAGGCCUCCGCCGCCGCCUCCGGAACCACCUCCAGCAGCAACACGGUGGUUGCCGGCCAGGACAGUUUCCCAGACGCCGAGGAGAACAAGAUACUGAAAGAAUCUGAUGACAGGUUUAGUAACGUCAUCAGAGCCCACACCCGUCUGGAGUCAAGAUACAGCAAUAGUUCUGGAGGGUCGUACGAUGAGGAUAAAAAUGACCCAAUUUCUCCCUAUACGGGCUGGCUGCUGAGCAUCACAGAGACCAAACAGCCACAGCCCUUACCCAUGCCGUGUACCGGAGGGUGCUGGGCCCCCCUGGUUGACUACCUCCCAGAGACCAUCACGCCGCGGGGGCCGCUGCACAGGUGCAAUAUUGCUGUGAUUUUUAUGACUGAGAUGGUGGUGGAUCACAGUGUAAGAGAAGACUGGGCUCUUCACCUCCCAUUAUUGCUCCAUGCUGUCUUCUUAGGUUUGGACCAUUACCGGCCUGAAGUCUUUGAACACAGCAAAAAAUUGCUUCUGCACCUCCUGAUUGCCCUCUCCUGCAACAGCAGUUUUCACACCAUUGCUUCUGUGCUCCUGCAGACUCGAGAGAUGGGGGAAGCUAAGACCCUGACAGUUCAGCCAGCCUACCAACCUGAGUAUCUCUACACAGGUGGCUUUGACUUCCUGAGAGAGGACCAGUCAUCCCCGGUGCCAGACUCGGGGCUGAGCUCCAGUUCCACCUCCUCCAGCAUCAGCCUCGGGGGCAGCAGCGGGAACCUCCCACAGAUGACCCAAGAGGUGGAAGAUGUGGACGCAGCUGCCGAGACAGACGAGAAGGCAAACAAGCUCAUUGAGUUUCUGACGACCAGGGCAUUUGGUCCACUUUGGUGCCAUGAGGACAUCACGCCCAAAAAUCAGAAUUCAAAGAGUGCUGAACAACUCACUAACUUUCUACGUCAUGUUGUGUCCGUGUUUAAAGAUUCCAAAUCAGGUUUCCACCUGGAGCAGCACUUGAGUGAGGUUGCGCUGCAGACGGCCCUCGCCAGCUCGUCAAGGCACUAUGCCGGCCGGUCCUUCCAGAUAUUCCGGGCCCUCAAGCAGCCUCUGUCAGCACACGCCUUGUCUGACCUUCUCUCGAGACUGGUGGAGGUGAUUGGGGAACACGGAGAUGAGAUUCAGGGUUAUGUAAUGGAAGCACUCCUUACCUUGGAAGCUGCUGUCGAUAACUUGUCUGACUGCUUGAAGAACAGUGAUCUCCUAACUGUAUUAUCUCGCUCUUCAUCACCAGAUUUAAGCUCUAGCACUAAACUAACAGCCAGCAGAAAGAGCACAGGACAACUCAAUGUGAACCCUGGAACAGCCAGCGGCAACACAGCGACUGCAGAGCGGAGCCGGCAUCAGAGGAGCUUCUCUGUGCCCAAGAAGUUUGGUGUUGUUGACCGAUCCUCAGACCCACCUCGGAGUGCCACCCUGGACAGGAUUCAGGCCUGUACCCAACAAGGACUCUCCUCCAAAACCAGAAGCUCAUCCUCCUUGAAGGACAGCCUCACGGAUCCAUCGCACAUAAACCAUCCAACCAACCUGUUAGCCACCAUCUUUUGGGUCACAGUGGCCUUGAUGGAAUCUGAUUUCGAGUUUGAAUACCUAAUGGCCUUAAGGCUGUUGAACAGACUGCUGGCUCACAUGCCACUCGAUAAAGCCGAGAACCGAGAAAAACUUGAGAAACUCCAGGCACAGCUCAAGUGGGCAGACUUCUCGGGGUUGCAGCAGUUGCUACUGAAAGGAUUCACCUCCCUCACCACCACUGACCUUACCCUGCAGCUUUUCAGUUUGCUGACACCAGUGUCCAAAGUAUCCAUGGUGGAUUCAUCCCAAGCCAUUGGGUUUCCACUGAAUGUCUUAUGUCUUCUGCCCCAGCUGAUACAGCAUUUUGAGAGCCCAAAUCAGUUCUGUAAGGAUGUAGCCGAAAGGAUUGCUCAGGUUUGUUUGGAAGAGAAGAACCCCAAACUUUCCAAUCUUGCGCACGUCAUGACUCUUUACAAAACACACAGCUACACGAGGGACUGUGCCACGUGGGUCAACGUGGUCUGCCGGUACCUCCAUGAAGCGUAUGCUGACAUCACCUUGAACAUGGUGACCUACCUGGCAGAGGUAAGCUGUUCAACCAAGGAUAAAACCUACUCUAGUUUCUAUGGGCAAAAUACAUGGUGUAUUGGUUUUGUUUUUUUUUCAAUGAAAUUAUUUUUAACCAUGGACUUCUAUUUCCUUCAGAGUGUUCACUGGAGAGAGGCUUUGAAUAUUUUGAAGCUGGUAGUGUCUCGAUCUGCCAGCCUAGUUUUGCCUUCCUACCAACACAGUGAGCUCUCAAAGAUAGAAAUACACCGAGUCUGGACUAGCGCCUCCAAGGAGUUACCUGGGAAAACCCUGGACUUCCACUUUGAUAUUUCAGAGACGCCCAUCAUCGGAAGGCGGUACGAUGAGCUACAGAACUCUGCGGGGCGGGAUGGGAAGCCCAGGGCUGUGGCCGUCACCCGGAGCACGUCCUCCACCUCGUCAGGCUCCAACUCCAAUGUCCUUGUUCCUGUAAGCUGGAAGAGGCCCCAGUAUUCUCAGAAGAGGACAAAAGAGAAGUUGGUGCACGUCCUUUCUCUGUGUGGCCAAGAAGUAGGAUUAAGCAAAAAUCCAUCAGUGGUUUUCUCCUCGUGCGGGGACUUGGACCUGCUGGAGCACCAGGCGAGCCUGGUGUCUUCCGAGGACGGCGCCCGGGAGCAGGAGAACACGGAUGACAGCAACAGUGAGCAGCAGUUCCGGGUCUUCCGAGACUUCGACUUCCUAGACGUGGAGCUGGAGGACGGAGAGGGCGAGAGUAUGGACAACUUCAACUGGGGAGUACGCAGGCGCUCUCUGGACAGCCUGGACAAGUGUGACAUGCAGCUCCUGGAGGAGCGCCAGCUUUCGGGAAGCUCUCCCAGCCUCAAUAAAAUGAACCACGAGGAUUCCGACGAGUCCUCCGAAGAGGAGGACCUCACGACCAGCCAGAUCCUGGAGCACUCUGACCUAAUCAUGACCCUCUCCCCUUCUGAGGAGACUAACCCCAUGGCAUCGCUCACGACGGCCUGCGAUCUGACCCCCGCUGACCCCCACUCCUUUAACUCCAGAAUGACUGGCUUCAGUGCUGCUUUGCCUGAUAUGAACAACCUUCAGAUCUCUGAGGGUUCAAAGGCUGAUGCUGUCCCGGAGGAGGAGGACGCCACUGUGCAUGAGGAUGAUCUGUCCGGCUCCAUCAACGAGCUCCCAGGCACUUUCGAGUGCAGCGACAGCUUCAGCCUGGACAUGACCGAGGCAGAAGAAAAAGGCAGUCGGGCACUGGACCAGUUUACUCUCGCAAGCUUUGGGGAAGUUGAGAGGGGAGUCUCUCCGCCCCCGUCGCCCUUCUUCUCAGCCAUCCUCGCUGCGUUUCAGCCCACGGCCUGUGACGACGCAGAGGAGGCCUGGCGCAGCCACAUCAACCAGCUCAUGUGCGACUCGGACGGCUCGUGUGCUGUGUACACGUUCCACGUGUUCUCCUCCUUGUUCAAGAAUAUUCAGAAAAGGUUCUGCUUCCUAACCUGUGACGCAGCCAGUUACCUGGGAGACAACCUCCGGGGCAUCGGAUCCAAGUUUGUCAGCUCUUCCCAGAUGCUCACCUCCUGCUCCGAGUGCCCCACGCUUUUCGUGGACGCCGAGACUCUCCUGUCUUGUGGACUUCUGGAUAAGCUCAAGUUCAGUGUUUUGGAACUGCAAGAAUAUCUGGACACCUACAACAACAGAAAAGAGGCCACUCUCUCGUGGCUUGCAAAUUGUAAGGCAACAUUUGCAGGAGGAUCAAGAGAUGGAGUCAUUACCUGUCAGCCAGGGGACUCAGAAGAAAAGCAAUUGGAACUGUGUCAGAGAUUGUAUAAGCUACACUUCCAGCUGCUGCUGCUUUUUCAGUCCUACUGUAAGCUCAUCGGCCAGGUGCACGAGGUCAGCUCCAUGCCAGAGCUGCUAAAUAUGUCCAGGGAACUGAGUGACCUAAAGAAAAACCUGAAGGAGGCCACUGCAGCCAUCGCUGCUGACCCUCUCUACAUAGAGGGGGCGUGGUCUGAGCCAACCUUCACGUCCACCGAAGCAGCCAUCCAGUCCAUGCUCGAGUGCUUGAAGAACAACGAACUUGGCAAGGCUUUACGGCAAAUCAGGGAAUGCAGAAGUCUGUGGCCCAAUGACAUCUUUGGAAGCAGCUCUGACGACGAGGUCCAGACACUACUGAAUAUUUACUUCCGUCAUCAAACUCUAGGACAAACAGGCACUUAUGCCCUGGUGGGGUCUAACCAGAGCCUGACGGAAAUCUGCACCAAGCUGAUGGAGCUGAACAUGGAGAUCCGGGACAUGAUCCGCAGGGCCCAGAGCUACCGGGUCCUCACUGCUUUCCUCCCAGACUCCAGCGUUUCCGGCACUAGUCUCUGACAGGAGCCUCCCGGCCCCCGUGGGCGCCAGGCUGGGGGUGCUGCCGCGCUGGGGUGACCUCGUUCAGUGUCUUCUCAGCCUUCAGAAGGCUUGGUCAGACUGUUCUCCCUCUUGUUACCUGCAGGACUUUCUCUAAAGAGGACGGCAGGACUUCCCACGUGUAGCAAUGCUAUCAGAACCAAGGCAGCACAGGCCGUCCUGGGACAGGCUCCAGCCGUCACGCUGUGCAGCACACACGUGUCACCAUUUUACUGAGCAAACGCAACUCACUACUGAAGACGUGACGUCCACUGCAUACCAAAGCCGACUGCUCUGAACAAUACCUUCCUUUCUAGAAACAGUUUUAGAUUGGCAGAAGUGCAAUGUUUUCUUCACUAAAAAGUAUUUUAUAUUCUGCAACUUGUACAUUCUUUCCCUUUCUUUUUCUUUUUCUUUUUUUUUCUGGGUGAAUUGAGGAAGGGGCAGGCAGAAUGAAGCUGGCCACUGAAAACUGUAUAACGGUCAAAAGCUGACAGCCUGUAUGUGUGAAAAGGGAAUUGUAAAUGGACAAAUUUAAUGUACACUGAAAUUUGAAUACAAUUACUGUAUCUAAAAGGAGCUGCUAUGAAGUACCUUUCUUAUGUUGCUAGGCUACUGUCUCUGAAAGCCCUGGAUCUCUCUGCAGGGGUCUGUGAUUAGGACCCUCACACCAAAAAUGGUCCACACAGACCCUUUUUUUUUAAGGAUCCUGGCUGCUUUUUACUAGAAGGUUGCUUUUAUGAGCAUAUUUAUACUAUAGGAGAAUGAGUGUUAAUUUUAACCAACUUUGCCAUUUUGUAGAAAAAAGUUAAAGAUAUUUACACUCUAAAUUCCAAGUCUUUCCACCUGUCACGCAUGCAUAUUUUAGUAUCCAUUUGGAUAAUCGGAAGUAGAAUCAUAAAGGUAAAAUAUGAGUUGUCACUUUGUUUCUUAAGAAAUGUCAUUUUAUUUGUAAUAUAAAUGUAAAGGGCCACCCUUAAGUUUUCUCCUUAAACUUAAUGCUGUCCCGUGUUAGCUACGUGCAUGUAAAGCUGUUGCACAUAUUCAGAAACAUAGUCAAAGUUUAUCUAUGUAACUUAUUCACUCUGUAAAUACAGUUAAAGUUUUUGUGAUGUAAUCUUGGUUGAUAUUCUGUUCAGAACUUCCUUUAGACUAAAAAAGAAAAAAUACAUAUUGACCAUG